GAGCCUCUCCUACAAGCACCAUUCACUUCCCUCUCUUUCUUUCUAACCCGAGGACGAUAGACUACCUUACGCACCCUCGCCAUGCCUCCCAAGUUCGACCCCAAUGAGGUGAAGAUCAUUCACCUUCGGGCAACCGGUGGUGAAGUCGGCGCUCAGUCUGCACUUGCUCCCAAGGUCGGUCCUUUGGGUUUGUCGCCCAAGAAGAUUGGUGAAGAUAUUGCCAAGGCUACCGGUGACUGGAAAGGUCUCCGUGUCACCGUCAAGCUCACCAUCCAGAACCGUCAAGCCACGGUCUCUGUCGUUCCCUCCGCCUCUUCCCUCGUCAUCAAGGCCCUCAAGGAGCCCCCUCGUGACCGCAAGAAGGAGAAGAACAUCAAGCACUCUAAGUCCAUCCCUCUCGACGAUAUUAUUGAUAUUGCUCGCACCAUGCGCUCCCGCUCUCUUGCCAAGGAGCUCCGUGGAACCGUUCUUGAGAUUCUUGGUACCGCUUUCUCUGUCGGUUGCCAGGUUGAUGGCCGCAGCCCCAAGGACGUCAGUGAUGAUGUCAAGUCUGGCGAGAUUGACAUCCCUGAGGAGUAAACGAUUGUUGUCAACGAUUUUCAUUCCAAAAAAGUUGUUCUUUUGCACCAAGACUCGGUUGAGAUACCCCGAGUAUAUCGUGUUAGAUAUGAGAAAUUGAUGACGAUCUGAUAUCAAAACAAAAUAAUUCUAAUGAGUCAUGACCUUUCCCUUCGAUAACAGUUAUCGAUGUUUUCUCCUUUUCGUUCUGUCUUGCUUCAUAUUCUGUCUCCCUGCAGUCCCAAGUCCAACCCCAAUGAAAAGGGAACGACAACCUUUGCCACACUCUGGCCAUUACCGUCCGAUUUCUAUCGGAAUUACAAGCUCCACGGUAACGGCCUAUUUUGACGCAAAGAAGAUAAAAUUUCUUGACCUGUUACUCACCGCGAUAUCUUUUCGGAAAGGAUUUCUUUUUCGAGGUGGAUAUAGUGGUCCAUCUUUGUUGGUCUACAUGUCAGUUGUAAUUUGAGAAGAAUGUAGUAUGUGCGUAGAAGGUCUUGAUGUAUCUUUAGUUUAGGAUUGGAAUUGAUUUUAUUCUUACAUUG
Talaromyces stipitatus ATCC 10500 is the source of this 1103-nucleotide messenger RNA. RefSeq names its product 60S ribosomal protein L12. The record is from RefSeq and is a predicted model, not a curated record. Gene Ontology annotation, molecular function: large ribosomal subunit rRNA binding; structural constituent of ribosome. Lineage: Eukaryota; Fungi; Ascomycota; Eurotiomycetes; Eurotiales; Trichocomaceae. Gene Ontology annotation, cellular component: cytosolic large ribosomal subunit; ribosome. The transcript is spliced from 5 exons. Gene Ontology annotation, biological process: translation. The coding region runs from base 82 to 579 and encodes 165 amino acids.